UGAUACACUUCCACUACACUGAUGGCAUUUUUGUUCGUAUUGUUAUGCAUGUACUUGUUUACUCCUGAAAGUCCAUGUAGAUAAUCACACAGAAUUAGCAAUGAUAUCCCUAUUCUUAGACUGUUAUAUGCUGGUAUUGUCCUUUUUUUGUAACAAACGGACUCGUUUGUGCUAUUUUUAUGUUCGAUGCAUACAGGUUGUUGUGGAACAGUGUAUCAUGCUCUGUGGCAUGGCUCGGACGUGGCAGCUAAAGUAUUCUCCAAGCAGGAAUAUUCAGAAGAAAUGAUAAAUACCUUCAGACAAGAGGUAUCAUUGAUGAAGAAACUACGACAUCCCAAUAUCAUACUUUUCAUGGGUGCAGUUCUGUCGCAGCAACGACUUUGUAUUGUUACUGAAUUUCUCCCACGCGGGAGUUUGUUCCGGUUGCUCCGAACUAACAUUGGCAAGCUGGAUCCAAGACGGAGAGUUAACAUGGCUAUAGACAUUGCAAGGGGCAUGAACUAUCUUCACAAUUCCAUUCCCACUGUUGUGCACCGUGAUUUGAAAUCGCCAAACCUGCUGGUUGAUAAGAAUUGGACUGUAAAGGUUGCAGACUUUGGUCUUUCACGUCUGAAACUCGAAACAUUUCUGACAACAAAAACUGGAAAGGGAACACCGCAGUGGAUGGCUCCAGAGGUGCUACGAAGUGAACCUUCAAAUGAAAAGUCUGAUGUAUUCAGUUAUGGAGUUGUCCUGUGGGAGCUUGUUACUCAGAAGAUUCCCUGGGAUACUCACAAUACAAUGCAGGUCAUCGGAGCCGUAGGCUUUAUGGAUCACAGACUGGAAAUUCCAAGGGAUGUGGAUCCUCAGUGGGCAUCGAUGAUCCAGAGCUGUUGGGACAGUGAUCCACAACACCGCCCUUCGUUCCAAGAACUCCUUGAGAGGCUCCGGGAGCUGCAAAAGCAGUACAACGUUCAGGCGCAAACCAAGCGGAAAGAGGCUGGGAAAGUUGCUGGAAAUAUGAGCGUCAAAGAAAGCUAGCUUCGUGUUUUAAUAGUGAUGGAUUAUGCCUGCAGCCCUGGGGAUGAUUUAUCCGAGGUGAGCUCGGGAAGGUUCGAGGAUGUUUUCCAUGUUGCUUCCAAGAGGGAAUGCCAGAGAGGUUGGUGCAUAUCUUCUCAAAUUGCAACAUUGAAAGGAGGCUAGAGGACGCUGGCGACAUGACAUAGACUUCCGGUAGUUUCAGGGCUAGCCCGAAUGUUCAGAACAGAUAUGAUUGGUCCAACAGCUCAUUAUACAUGUGGAAUGCGUGUCAUCCAUAGUAUUAGCAUUUUAUUCA
Messenger RNA from Triticum aestivum (bread wheat), 1315 nucleotides. Its product is annotated as serine/threonine-protein kinase CTR1. Lineage: Eukaryota; Viridiplantae; Streptophyta; Magnoliopsida; Poales; Poaceae. Gene Ontology annotation, biological process: protein phosphorylation. The record is from RefSeq and is a predicted model, not a curated record. The coding region runs from base 187 to 1020 and encodes 277 amino acids. Gene Ontology annotation, molecular function: protein serine/threonine kinase activity; ATP binding. The transcript has 10 exons.